Molecule: messenger RNA, 207 nt
Organism: Rotaria sp. Silwood2
Lineage: Eukaryota; Metazoa; Rotifera; Eurotatoria; Philodinida; Philodinidae
Source: the annotation of a GenBank genome assembly
AUGGCACAAGUCUUCAACAGACUUAUUGACGAUGUAAGUAGAUUAUUUGAUGCAAGUGUCAAUAAACAGCAAGCUGGUCAACAACGUCCUCAAAGUCAUGCUCCUCGAUAUUUUUCACCGAAAAAAUUAACAGCAAUAACAAUAAACGAGCAAAAUUCUAAUGAUCUACCUACGCCUUCUGCUCAAGCAAACUUACAACGUGUUUAA